CCUCCCUCCCAGCAACAACCAUGGCGUCAAAACGGGCUCUCUGCGCGCUGCGCGCAGGCAACAGCGUUGCCUCGCCCUCUAGGGGACUGGCGACCUCCUCCAUCGCUCGGGACGAGCUUGCGCGCGCGCAGGCGUCCGACCCGUCUCCCGUCGAGACGGGCGACAAGCUGCGCCUCGAGUUCCCGCCGCUGAACCGCGUGCCGCCCACGCACGGCGUGCACGUCGCGACGCUGCACUUGCGCGCUCACUACCCGUUUGCGCUGGACAUCCAAACGCGGAUCGCGAUGCACGCGGCGUCAUCGCUCAAGAUCCCGACGUCGGGCGCCGCUGCGCUGCCCACUAAGAGCGAGCUCACGACCGUCAUCCGCGGCCCGUUCAUCCACAAGAAGAGCCAGGAGAACUUUGUGCGCAAGACGCACAAGCGCGCGAUCAAGGUGUUCGAUGCGGACCGCGACGUCGUCGACCUCUGGCUCCGCUACAUCCGCAAAAACGCGAUGGGGGGCGUCGCGAUGAAGGCGUAUGUGCACGAGUACGCCGAGUUCGGGUUCGCGGGCCAGGAGACGGCCAACCUCGAGUACUUGCUUGCGGGGGGCAAGGUCGCCGCGGCGGCGGACGAGAUCGUCAAGGCUUUCGGGGGGAUCGAGUUCGAGGAGCCCAAGCUCGUGACUGAGGGUGAGGCGGAGGCCGCUGAGGACGUCAAGGCUGAGGCUGUAGAGGAGGCUGAGGCCGCCCCCGUUGAAGAGGUCAAAGCCGAGGCUGCUUCUGAGGAGGCUGUGAAGGAGGAGAAGACCGAGCCCGAGCCAGCAAAGGCCGAGGCCAAGGACACCCAGGCAUAGGUAUACGCAUAGACGC
Cutaneotrichosporon oleaginosum is the source of this 852-nucleotide messenger RNA. Its product is annotated as mitochondrial 37S ribosomal protein uS10m. Gene Ontology annotation, molecular function: structural constituent of ribosome. Gene Ontology annotation, cellular component: ribosome; mitochondrion; small ribosomal subunit. NCBI's taxonomy places the organism in Eukaryota, Fungi, Basidiomycota, Tremellomycetes, Trichosporonales, Trichosporonaceae. The record is from RefSeq and is a predicted model, not a curated record. Gene Ontology annotation, biological process: translation.